This is a messenger RNA of Brachypodium distachyon (stiff brome), 2075 nucleotides long. RefSeq lists its product as uncharacterized. The coding region runs from base 258 to 1001 and encodes 247 amino acids. The record is from RefSeq and is a predicted model, not a curated record. The transcript is spliced from 2 exons. NCBI's taxonomy places the organism in Eukaryota, Viridiplantae, Streptophyta, Magnoliopsida, Poales, Poaceae.
GAAAAAGGAUUUCUUUUUUUUCAGUGAAAAAAGGCAAGGAUUUUAUACAUUGCCAGUACUUGAGUUCUAUCCAACAUACGUGGAAAAGUGGAGAGCUCAGUAAAUUUAAAUUUGUAAUACAAGUACGUAUUUACGAAAGAGACAGGGAAAAUUCGAUGGAUUUUGUUUUGAGGGAACACGAGUGUAGGACGGACCUUUGGGUACUACUAGUACACUAGGCUUCGUUUGUUUGGGCUUCCAGAAGGGAAACGCGGCCCAUGGAGCCCAUAACAGAAGCAGGAGCUCUGCCCGAUAAAAUAAUAAGGGAAGCCGGACUGCCGGAGAAACAGAGUCUCAAUCCCAUCGUUCGAAAGAGAAAAAGCAAGGGGAAUCACUUUGGGGACCAAACCCUAAUCUCCCGACCUUGCCUCGGCGGCCAAGGAUCGUCGCGAUCCAUUGGAGCCUGCGAAGCGAGGAGCAAGUCGAUUCCCGCCGCCAUGAGCGUCCAGACGGUGCCGCUGGCCGAGGAGUUCUCUGCCCUCGCCGUCCAGAGCAGUAUCGAGGCCGAAGGCGGGGAGGCCGCCGUCGGGAGAGAACUCCGGGUCGAAGAAAUAGAGAAGAUCUACUUGGCCGUCGGGGCAGGGCUCAGGGUCGAAGAUAUAGAAGAGAUCAUAUACCUCGCUGUCGGGAGAGGGCUCAGGUUCGAGGAGGUAGAACAGAUCUUCUACCUCGCCGGGCGGAGCGGUCUCAAUGCCGCCGAGACGGACACGAUCCUCUUCCUCGCUGUCCGGAGUGGUCUGAAGGCCGAUGAGGCCCUCUCCCUCGCCUUCCGCACUGGGCUAAAAUCUGAGAAAGAGGUUUAUGCUCGCCUACUCGAGCAGCUACUGGCUUCUUUCGACUGCCGAAAAGGGGACCGCGAGCUGCAGGAGUGGCAGCGCCCCCCUUGUAUGUAUGAAUGGGAAGAGCAGAGAACAUCACAAGAACGUCGCCUUUUAUCUCUUCAAGAUGAAGUAUUCCGCUAAGAAAGCGCAAGUAUCGUGGUGGCAGAAGAAGCACGCCCGAUUCCCCCCUGAGCGACCAGGGUAUAAUAUAGCCGUGCGCGUGGCUCGCCUGGCGAUCAGUACAGACGGUGUUCAUCUUGAGCAGGCAGGGGAGGACGGGCAGCCUGGUGCCCUCUCCUAUCAUUUGGACUUGUCAUACAGAGGGCGGACGGAUCGCGGCGGAGAGGGCUUGUGUAUGCCUGCAUCAAUCAAGGAGGUUGCUGUUAUCAAGAGGUUGCCUGCCGGCGAUGGGCUUGCCAUUCUGUCCAAUCUGAGAGGACUUGGUGUUAAGCUUCAUGAUAUUCUCUUUGUGAUGCAAUGGGCUGGUACUGUCGCCUUGAGCUUCACCGGAAAGUCUUUUUAUGUCUCUUCCAAGUUUAUAGAGGAGCCACUGUAUGCCGCACAUGGUCUUAAUUUUAUCGACAUUACCUUCGCUGUGGAGAAUCUGGUGAGGAAGCUUUAUCAUCUUUACGAACAAGAGGAGCAAGACAAAAAUAUCAUGGAUGAGAAACAAGAUGAUCUGGAGAGCAAGGAACUCAUACUCCAAAGAGAGGAGCUGGAGAGGAAAAAACUUGAAGACCUGCAGAGAAGAAGGGCUGAGCGCAAGAAGAACAAAGUGCUAAGUACGGAAAUGAACAGGCAAUACACCACCCACCUCGACAAAUGAGCUGCUCAAAUGUGCAUGGAUUUUGUAAGUUUGUGACAGCACAAGUGUUUUAGAGUUUCUUUUGUGCUGUCUUCUGUCGCCCGUGCAGUCAUCGACAACCCCCUCCUUUGCUUGUAUAGGAAGAGUGUAAACGGAGAGUACAUGCGUGCGUGGAGCGUACUUUAUUGAUUAUACACAACUUGUGCGGCACACCGAGACUCCUUGAGGCAGAUUAGCCUAUGUUUACGAGUUUUUCCUUUGCAUUGUGUUGUGACCGUGUAUUGGGUUUUUCUGUUUUCAGUUUUCCUUGCUCCGGCAAGUUUUAUUGUCCCUCGAGCAUCUUCCUGGGAAUAUAUUUAAGCUGGGGAGACUCCCCUGGAGAUAAAAAAAAGAUCAGUUUCACUUCUAAA